UUGAGAGAGAGAGAGAGAGAGUGGGAGAGGGAGAGUUUUUUCUUUACGUAGCGCGCCGCGCACACACACCCUCUCACACAGACACAGAUAUGACCAAGACAGCAGCAAUAGCAGCAAAGGACUUCUCCAGUAUGUGGUUGCCAGAUAUCAGGAUGUCAAAGCCAGUAGAGGUUGAGAAAGUAGGGGCUGACUCACCCUUGGAGGGCACAGAUUCAGAGCGGAAUGGACCUGAAUCAAAUCACCAGGCUCAGUCAAUGAAAGUCAACCCCUUUCCCCUUUCACCCACCCUGAGCAGCAGCAAGACUAAGAUGGAGGAAUGUGGUGAGAUGUCCCCGGCCCUUCCUCUCUCUCACGGCCCGACCCCUUCACAGACGGCCCUGCAACAUACACAGCUCAUGCUGACCGGCUCCCAGCUAGCAGGGGACAUCCAGCAGUUGCUGCAGCUCCAGCAGUUGGUGUUGGUGCCCGGCCACUCGCUCCCAUCUCCUGCCCAGUUCCUCCUCCCACCGGCACAGCAGGGCCAGCAAGGACUCCUAUCAACACCAAAUCUCAUUUCGCUACCUCAGCAAAACCAAGGGAGCCUGCUGUCUGCUCCAAAUAGAAUGGGACUCCAAGCACAGCGAGAUAAGAGUGUGGAGGUGAGCGGUGUGACCACAGUGCCCUCAGUGACCUCUCACCCCGAGGAGCCCAGUGACCUGGAGGAGCUGGAACAGUUUGCCCGCACUUUCAAACAGAGACGCAUCAAACUGGGCUUCACACAGGGAGAUGUUGGUUUGGCCAUGGGGAAGCUGUAUGGCAACGACUUCAGUCAGACCACAAUCUCUCGCUUUGAAGCCCUCAACCUGAGCUUUAAGAACAUGUGCAAGCUGAAGCCACUGCUGGAGAAGUGGCUCAAUGAUGCAGAGACCAUGUCCAUAGAUAGUACCCUGCCCAGCCCCAGCUCCCUGUCCUCUCCCACUUUGGGCUUUGAUGGGGUUCCUGGUCGCCGCAGAAAGAAGAGAACCAGCAUCGAGACGAAUGUACGCGUGGCCCUGGAACGCGCAUUCAUGACGAACCAGAAGCCUACCUCAGAAGAGAUCCUGCUGAUCGCAGAGCAGCUCAACAUGGAGAAGGAGGUGAUCCGGGUCUGGUUCUGCAACCGCCGGCAGAAAGAGAAACGCAUCAAUCCCUCCAGUGCCACCCCUCCCCUGCCCAGCCAGCCCCCCACUGCCCCACCAACGCACAAACCACCCUGCUACAGCCCUCACAUGAUGUCCAGCCAGCUGUCGCAGGCCGUGACCAGUCUCAGCACAACAGUGACCACCAUGUCCCCCGUCUGCCCCCUGACUUCCAGCCUCACCUCCACCCACCCCUCCCUCAGCUCCGCACCCUCCCCGGUGACUCCUCCUCCUCCCCGCAGCACGGCCAGCCCAGCCACUCCCAGCCACAGCACACUCAACCUUAACACAGGCUUAUGGCGUAUGGGUAAAAAGAACGGUGACGUGUCUAACUACAUCACCGAUUUUGCUGCAAACUUGAGGAACACUGUGAUGGGAGUUAACACAGGGAUGAACCAAGCCCUCCUCGGUAACAAUCCCCUGGCCACUAUCCAAGCCCUAGCAGCCAGUGGUGGCCAGCUGCCUCUUUCCAGUCUUGAGGGGGCCAGUAAGGUGAUGCUGGGGGCCUCUGGGGGCCAGGCAGGGGGCCUCCCCUCCUCCCUCUUCCUCAACCACCCCGCCCUCCUCCACAUGGGCCAGAACCCCGGUGCCGGAAUGGUCAGCGCCGCCGUAGCCAAAGCCUCCCAGGCCUCCCCCUUCCCCUCGGCCAGCAGCAUCAGCCCCACCCCCUGCUCCCCUUCCCCCUGCUCCAGCCCCGCCUCUUCCUGCUCCUCCAGCGAAAUGGCACACAGCCCGCCCUCUCUGGGCGGGGCCAAGAUUGAGUGACCGCGCCAAGGGCCAAUCAGAGAGGAGGAGGGAGAAGGAAACGAGAACCUCGCCUUUCACACCAAAGCUAUCUCUUUCUCUCUCUUGCGCUCUUCUUCCGUUAUUUUUCUCACAAUGGCUCUCUCUCUCUUUCUCUCCCAGUCUUUCGAUGCCAAAAAUACACAGAAUGAAAGAGGAGAGAGGGAGGGAGAGAAGUGAAGGAGGGGAGAAGGGGGGAGAAGGGGAAGAUUGAAACCAAAAAUCUUUAUCUAUCCAAACCGAUGGAGAGGAGGCAACGUGGGACCUUUUUGUCAAUAACACGUGAUAUCGACAUGGUGCCUCUGCACUCUUUCUCUCUGAGGGAAAACAAACCAAUGACUCUUUAACAAAGAGACGGAAGAGACGGCGGAGAAGCAUGUCGAAGUGCAUAAACCAAAAAUGACAAAAGAUAACUUUACUAUGUGACAAAGGAAUGGCGGCAAGGACAAAAAAAAAAUGGAGAGGAGGACUGUGCUUACGUUUUCCCUUUUUUUAAAUUAUUUUCGAAAAGCUGCGGGUCUGAAGGAAGAGGAGUAGGGAGGAUAAGUUUAAACCAAAAAUUUACCUGAGGAGGAGGCGGAGGAGGAAUACACAAUGACAAAAAAAAACAAAAAACAAAAAAAAACGACAACCAUACCAAAAUCCCAAAUACCAAAAACCAAAAAUACGGAGAGAAAAGCUUUAUUCAAAGGACGUGUAAAUACUGAAGCUAUCCAGGACCAGGACUCUACUGCUACUGCUACUCACACACACACACCAACACACACAUCAAGAGCCAAUCCAUCCUGCCAUCGACUCAUCCUGUCUGUGUCAACUCAUGUGUCUCUUAUAGGUUUUCAUGCUAGAUAUAUUGAAUAAUUUUGUAAAAGAUUGUUACUGAAUGAGUCGAGAGCUCAUGUUUGAAUGAUUGCCGCUGUAUCUUCACGUUAGUCUCUUUACCUACCUCUGGUUCGAAGAGCAUAGAAUAGCUUUCCUCUCUCUUUUAUUAUUCCACGUUUCCUUGACAGAGGCUUGUUAUUCAGUAUCUAUUUUUUACACUUUGAGAAGUACAGUUGGAAUUUGUUUUUUGUAAUUAUUUAUUAGUGCCAUUUUACAAUCCAACUCCUAUUUAUUGUUGCAGCUUGUUUUAGCGUUAGCUUCUGCAGUGUGAUCAUCAUCAGUGUCAUCAUCAUCAUCGUCCUCAUCAUAUGCAUUUGUGUUGUCUUUCUGUUUUGUUUCUAACUGUUCUGCAGGAACAGAGAUGACGCAGGUGAAAAGACACUCACCAAGUGCCAUAGAUCCAAAAUAGAGUUGGCACGCUGCGAGAUGAUUUCGAGGUGUGAAUGAAUUUGUUAAGACCUAAACAUGUGACAUUUUGCGCUGUUAAUCAGACCGCUCUUUCCUCACUCUUAAAGAUAACCCAUUAUCGGUGACUCCGUGGCUAAAUGAAACAUGCCCUGGGAAAAACUUCACACGCUGAAAAUUGACAUUUGUUAAGAGUGGUCGACCAUUUUUGAAAGUAUGAAAUAGGGCCGUGAUUGGAGAUUUGAAGUAAUAACCAUUGAGACUGAAGGCUAAAUAAGUCAAUAAAGCCAAGUUUAGUCACAGCCGGCUCUCAUUCCUGCCUCGUCAAUCAGCAUAGACGCCCCCGACACCUGUCUGUCUAGACAUGUUUACUAGUAUUUGUCUGUUUCUAUCAUCGUUCCAUCGAUCACAUUUCACUGUCAUUUUCCACCUCAGACUGCCAUUAAUUCUCAAAUGGAAACCAAAGCAUUCUCAAGGCUGGGCUGUUCUUAAAGAGCCUCAGCCAAGACAUGUGAACACAAUAAAGACACAGAGGGGCUGAGAACAGGACGUCAGCCCCCCUGGUGGUAAUCCCCUCCACCUGGCCUGUCCUAAAAACCCACGGGGGAAGCUUUAUUUAGGGAACUGAUCCUUUACUCCGAACCCCCUGAACGAAGGGUACACUGGGGCAGGGCGAAGGAGGGACACACUGUAGUGAGGGGAGAAGGCGUCACACUUUUUUUUUUGUAAAAGGAUACCAAAAAUAAACCCAAACCAAAAAAAAAACCCAAACCCAAGGAAUGACAGAAGCAAACCAAAAAGAACCCUAACCAAAUGUGGCUGGAGGGAGGAGGGGAGGAGGACAAAGUGCAGGUGUUGAAAGAGGUGAAGCCGUCUGUCUGUCUGUUAGCUUUAGGGCUGCAGCAUUCGCCCCACUCUGAAACUGUGUAGCAUGGAUGGAGGGAUUGGACAGACAGGCGGACAGACAGAAGGACAGACAAUUCCUCCCCUCCUCUGCCUCUCCAGCUCAGCUCUCUGGUCCUGGAUGGAGCUAAACGCAAAUGACCUCACUGAACUGAAAUCUUCUAAAAAAAAAAAAAAUCUGUUUUUAUUUUUCUGUUGGUUGGUUCCGAUUGUUUUAUCUCUGCUGUGUCUCUUGAUGCCGUUUUAUGUACUGUACUUUAGUGCUUACUACUCAUUUGGAAUAACGUACUCGCUUACUUACUACAAGAGCUCCUUAUUUUUUUCGUAGUCGUGCUAGAGAUUUUUAUCAGGUGGUUGGAAAAAAUACUGUGAAAAUUUAGCUUCCAGAUUUUUAUUAGAUAAAGAAACAGACUGUCUUGGCAGAUAAAAAAAUACACACAAAAAGCCAAAAACAAAGAGUUGAAUAGCAAAACCUUAAAAAUGCCAAACCAAAUACUGAACCAAACCAAACACAGUAGAGAGGAACAUGUGCUGCCUUCUCUGCAUGAGGGCACAGAAAUGGGUCAAUUUGUCCGAGGUGACACUGCGUUUUUCUGUGUGAGUGUUAAUGGGAUGCCGAAUGGGUCCAAAAAAAGAAAAGUAAAAAGGGUCUGCAGUGAUGUCUUGUCAUUAAUUUUGACCCUAGAGACGGCUUAACACACAUGUCAGACGCAGAAUAACACACACAGCAGCGGCCUCAGUCAAGUUGACGGUUUGAGAGUUGGACGUAAACGUAUCCAAAGAAUAUUUGGUUUGAUCCACACCAGAAAACAGUCGACAUACGAGAAUCGUCUCACGAACCAAACUUUAGAUGUGGGGUUUGUACCUUAAAGGUGAAACCUUUUCUCCACAUUGACUCUUAGACGGAAUGUAUCUGUUAGUGCUUCUAUAGAUUUUGUAGAAAAAAGAUCUAUGUUCUACUGCUUACUUAUCGCUAAUGUAUUAAAAAGAAAAAACUUACAAAAAAGACUUUGAGAAAAAAAAGAUCCUAAAAAACAUUGAUGAUAAUAACUUGAUUUUAGACCAAAAAUUUUAACUAUCUCUCUUUGGACUUUUUUUUAUUUCUUCUUAUUAAUGAUGAUUUAGACUUUUGAUUGUACUAUUUAUUCAGGUUAGGGUUGUUGUUUUUUUGCUUAUCUUUUUUGUUGCCUUGCUAUUUAUUUGUUAAUUUAUUUCUAGAGGUGCUUUUUUCAUAUUCUGGGAUAUAUUUGUGAUGGAUUUUUUUUUUUUUUUGCCCCUUACUGAAGUUCUUUCUUGCUUCUUUAAACCAAAUAAUACCAGAAAUGCAACCACGGAUCCUGUAGGGACUUACUAAGAGAAUAUGGCUGAUUGGAUGGUCAGCCAUAAAGAUAUUCUCCUCCUCACUGAGACGACUCUCCUCUUAAAGGGGAGAGGAAGCUCACAGUCGUGAGAGGCAGCACUGUGCAGAUGAACACCUCAUUAUUUCCAGGACAAAGGAGGAAAAUGAAUUUGGUAGAGGCUUUGCGGACAGACUCAAGCCUUUGUUUCUCCUGGUAAUAAGACAGGAAAUGGCAAGUUGAAAUUCUGUUCUGAUGGAGAACACAUAAAUAUGAUUUAUGUGUGAAAAACUGCCUGAGUUACAGCAUGAGGUGUUCUUUCAGACGCGGUGCUGCUUCUGUUCUCGAUAUUUUCUCCACAGGGAGAACACACUGAAAGCUUUACAGCUACACAACCAAAAACACAAAAGAAGAAGAUCAACUGGGGCAAAGGCUGAAGUUUUUUACAUGAUAAAGAGGAAAGAAGGAGACAAGAGAGGAGAGGGUGAUUUUAGAUUCCCAGCUGUAAAUUGCCCUCUGACUUCUCACUUUGUCUCUUUCAGGGUUUGUUUUUUUUUGUCUCUUUUUCUUUCCACUUCUCUAGAAGUUGGUUUAAACUUUUUUCUUCAUCCACUGUAGGAUGUAAAAGAGAGAUAGUUCAUCAUAUACCUCAUAUUCUUUGAUGAUAAACCAAAUAGAUGAAUGCUUUAAAAUGCGGGGUUCAAGUGGGGAUCAGGGUACACGUGAACAGUGUGUUGGUGUGGCCGGGUGCAGACACAGUAAAGGUCUAUGGUCGUUGUCCUUAUGGAGGUAAACACAGAGGUUUGAGACUGAUCUGGGAACAGAUCAGCAACUGGAUUGCAGUUUUUCUCCGUGGGUUUCAGAAGGUGCCAUUUAAGGUCAAAAGGCCGUACUGGUUCAUGCUCCGGUCCACACACACACAAACACACCUUGUCCCCCUGGAAAACACCCCCCGCUGUCUGUGUUGAGCUUUGAACACAGCCCUCUCCUCGUAUCUGUCCCUCACUGCUCCCUCCCUGUCAAACACGGACUGUGGGCUUAAAGCUGCUCUUUGGCGCAGAUCUAGGAUCAAAUCUGGAUCCAUUUUUGGGCUGAAAAAAGCUUUAAGAUUCAUGCCUCAGAGCAACUUUAUCACCAAGGUCGCCGAGCCCUCUCUCGCCUUUAGGUCUUCAUUGCCUGAUGAGGGGCCAUAUUGACCAGUUGAUGUCCAUGUGUAGCAGGGAGUGCCGCAGGGCAGGUAGCUGGGGAACGGCUGAGAUCGGGGUUGCUAGGUGACGCAUCCAGACACUUCUCACAACUAGGUGUGUGUUGAGACGUUGGAAGUUGGAGGGAGAGGUGUGCAUGUGAUCAAACUCCAAGAGUCCAUUUUGUUGUUUUCUGUGCAUUCAGAGGAAAUGGAAGAAGAGCUCCGCUGCAUUUCCGAUGAGGCUCUUCUGUUUUGUUUUUUUUUGUGAACCUCAGGGUUUGAGGGACCGGAUGUAAAGUGUAGAUCUCUCCGGUGGGGAUACCCCCCAGUGAAUGAUACCAAAGUCAAUGCCCUGCCAUGGGAUCCAGCACGAUGCACACACUCCCUAAAACCCUGAGGUCCGCUGGAGUGUUCGGAAACUCCACUUUCCUCCAGAAGAUUCUUUUCCUUUCUCCACACAAUCGCAUCGUCUCCACAGGCUCAGAGAUGUACCUUUACAACAGCAUCUAUAAAAGGAGCUUUAAAGGAAUAGCUUAACUUUUAGGAAAUACUAAUUUUCUUGCUGAGAGUGCAGACGACAUGACUCCAGGAAGUCAUUGCAGCAGUCCAAAAAAUAGCUCCAGCAGCAAAUUGGCAUUUUUACAUUUUUUGUACAGUGUAAACGAAGUACGUAGCGGAGAGAUACCCCAGGUGAACAUAUAGAUAUUACCCAGUUUAUUAUUUACAUUAAGGCCAUGUUUACACAAAAACGAUACACUAAAAACAGAAUCGUUUCUCAUUUUCAUUUUGAAUAAAGUUCCUCGUUCAGACGACAACGUUUUGAUAACAAUCGGAUCCGGAAAAAUGACCAAAAACGCUGUAGUAUACAUGCCAGGCCAGUAGUUGGCAGUGUGACUUUGUAGUAAAACAACACACAACUGUGCAAAUGCGCUUCCUUCUAAAGAGCAAUGAUGUAUAAACAAACAAAAUGGCAGCCGCACGAACAUUUGUCUGCACGGACGACAAGGUGGAGUUGCCACAGUAAAUCUACACUUUGCUGGAGGAGCGUUGAUAAAUUCAAUAGGGUGAGCAGCACAAACAGAGCCCAUUGUUGUUGUGAUGGCUAACUUUCUUGCGCAUGCCUAGUGAUUGAAGGUGGAAGUUUACAUGACAAUGCAGAUGGUGCUGUUUCCAAAAAAUUGCACUCUGGAACCCGUUUUCAAAAAGGCAUUAUAUAAUUAAAUAUGCGCUUUUUGCAUACAUUUCCAAAACAUAAAUCUGAACUAAAAUUAACACCUUAAUGUUUAUUUUGGAUGUUUUCUUUCCACUAGUCUGAAAGAAGACAAAAUAUCCCAAAACCUCAAAAUUGACCAGUGCAUUAAAACUAUGUUUCACCUGGGGUGUCUCACCUUAAAUUACUGAGCAUUAGAGGUACUUGUAGACAGAUUUUGUCAACUGGGGUGCUCCGCACACGUGAAAAAAUCUUCAACACCAUAUUAAAACUAAACUAAAUAUACUGAAUCAGUAGCUUUUAGCUGUGGAGCUCCCCCCACUGGUGACCGAGAGCAUUGUUCGAAGGUCAGCCUUGACUCACAGUACAUUACUGCCUGGUUUAAAGGCUCAUAUGCUGUGAUAACACUGUUACAAAAUAGUGUAAGUGUCUGCUGAGCGUUUAGUCUUUAAAGCAGAGGUUGUACAUGAACAGUUUGGUACUUAAUGUGACAACUUUAAACCAGCGACAGAGUGAAAAUGAAGAAAUGAAGAAUACAGCAACACAUAGAGAAUAUGAAUGGCGAUGAGUUUGCUUCCUGCAUGCGGUGAGCACUGAUGCAUUCACUUAGCUUUGGAAAAAAUGUCAAACUGAACUAAACAAAACUAUUUGAAUCACCAAAGUGAUUCAUGAUUGCCACCUCAGUUGGAUGAUGCCAUGUUAGCCGUUUCCCCCUGUUUCCAGUCUUUAUGCUAAGUAGAGGCAACGAUCCCUUGGCUGUAGCUACAUAUUUACCUCAGUCUUCUCAUCUAAAGCUCGGCAAGGAAGUCCAAAAAUGUCAAAGUAUUCCUUUAAAAUUCAAGAAUCAAUGCUUGAACUUGUCAAGAUAUGAAAACUCCAUUAGAAAGCAAAUACCUCUGGACAUGGAAGCGCGAGAGAUGUAGUUGUUGUCGGAGAAAGUGAGACUUGCCGAACGGAGCAAAGAAAACAACAAACAAACAAGCUGCUUCUUCUUCCUCCACCCACUCUCAUCCACACCACACAUGCUCUUCCUCUCUUCCAUCCCUUUCUUCUUCCUCUCUCUCUUUCUCUCUUCUACAAUACAGCUUUAGUCCAAAGGUUUCUCCAGCAACACUGCAAAGCGAGUCAGAUGUUAAAGAAUAAAACCAAAGAGCUCUAACUUGACCUUCUCUUCAACACAAAGCCUCCACUGCAUCUUUCACCUCUAUCUCUAUCUCUAUCCAUCCAACCCUUUCCUGUUUGCUCUCUCCUCCGUCACCUAGCGAGCCGGUCUUUAAAGCGUUAACCUCGGCUAUCCAAAGGGGAAUAAUAAUAAUGAUAAUAAUGAUAAUUAAGAUGAUGAUGAAAUGUAUAUUUUUAAGUAUUUGUCAUUGGAAAAAUAAUCUUCUCAUAAUUAUGAUGAUCAUGAUGAUGAUGACGACGACGACGAUGAUGAUGAUGAUGAUAAUGAAGUUUCUCUUGGUAUCUUUGUAGCUGUUCUGAUCCUUCUUAAGUUCUCGUCCCUUCUGCUCGUGCUGCCGGAGAGUACAGCUUGACUCCCAUCAGCCCUCUCUCACCCCCCCCACCCCACCCCUCCUCCUCCUCCUCCUCCUCCCCCCCUUUUUCAUUUGGUUCACCCAAUGUUUGGUCCUAACGUCUAUCUGUCUGACCUUUACCCCCAGGUGUUUGUCUAUGCCUGUGUGUGUAUGUGUGAAAGAGUGAACUGUCAAACAUUGACGAGGGGAAGUCUACGAUUUUUUUCUCUGGAAGUGGUUUCUUGUUGUUAGCUGUUAAAGAGGGGGAGGGCUUCUGUCUAUUACAUUUCCACCUGUGGGCGAGCACGUGUGUGUGUGACUGGGUGGGGGUUGCUGGAAAGUGGGAGUGGUGCGGUUCGCUGCAGCAAUUUGCAAAAAACAAGACAAAAAGAUUCCUUGUUUGGACAGCAACAAAGGCCCCACACAGGACUGUCAACUGUAGUGUACUGUUUGCCAACUUCCUAGUACACGUAGCUUCAAUUCCCCCCUGUCACAACAGUCAGUCAGUGUGUGAGUGUGUGUGUAUGUGAGUGUGUGUGUGCAGGUAUGGUUGUAUCACCAUCACACCUCCCUUUGUGUCUUCCAUCCUGUGAGCAGCCCCCCCGUCCUCCCUCCUCCCCUCUCUUCCAAUCCCCAUCUCCCUCUCUGUCUCCCCCCUUCUUCUCCCUUGUGGUAGCAAGUUAGCCUUUUAGUGUAUUUAUCUUGAAAACCAAAAAAAAAAGAAGAAAAAUAACUCUACUUGUUCAUUGUACAGUGUUGUUCAUUUUAAGUCAUUUUUGUAACUGAAAGUGUUUCAUUCAUCCAAAUAAAACAGGAGACAAAAACUGUACAGAU
Epinephelus moara (kelp grouper) is the source of this 10208-nucleotide messenger RNA. RefSeq names its product POU class 2 homeobox 2a (gene pou2f2b). Gene Ontology annotation, biological process: regulation of transcription by RNA polymerase II. Lineage: Eukaryota; Metazoa; Chordata; Actinopteri; Perciformes; Serranidae. The record is from RefSeq and is a predicted model, not a curated record. The transcript is spliced from 15 exons. Gene Ontology annotation, molecular function: RNA polymerase II cis-regulatory region sequence-specific DNA binding; DNA-binding transcription factor activity, RNA polymerase II-specific. Gene Ontology annotation, cellular component: nucleus. The coding region runs from base 90 to 1922 and encodes 610 amino acids.